GGGCGUUGGACCCCGCAUCUUAUUAGCAACCAGGGAGAUUUCUCCAUUUUCCUCUUGUCUACAGUGCGGCUACAAAUCUGGGAUUUUUUAUUACUUCUUUUUUUAAAAAAAAACUACACUUGGGCUCCUUUUUUGUGCUCGACUUUUCCACCUUUUUCCCUCCUUCCUGCGCUGCUGCUUUUUGAUCUCUUCGACUAAAAAAUUUUUAUCCGGAGUGUAUUUAAUCGGGUCUCUUCUGUCCUCCUCGCCACCCCCACCCCCUCCCUCCGGUGUGUGUGCCGCCGCCGCUGUUGCUGCUGCCGCUGCCGCUGCUGCUGCUGCUCGCCCCGUCGUUACACCAACCCAAGGCUCUUUGUUUCCUCUCUUGGAUCUGUUGAGUUUCUUUGUUGAAGAAGCCAGCAUGGGUGCCCAGUUCUCCAAGACCGCAGCGAAGGGAGAAGCCGCAGCCGAGAGGCCCGGGGAGGCGGCUGUGGCCUCGUCGCCUUCCAAAGCUAAUGGGCAGGAGAAUGGUCACGUAAAAGUGAACGGGGACGCGUCGCCCGCCGCCGCCGAGCCGGGCGCCAAGGAGGAGCUGCAGGCCAACGGCAGCGCCCCGGCCGCCGACAAGGAGGAGCCCGCGAGCAGUGGGGCCGCGACCCCCGCCGCGGCCGACAAGGAUGAGGCUGCCGCGGCCACCGAGCCGGGCGCCGGUGCGGCCGACAAGGAGGCCGCCGAGGCCGAGCCCGCCGAGCCCGGCUCCCCCGCCGCCGAGGCCGAGGGCGCGUCCGCCUCCUCCACGUCGUCGCCUAAGGCGGAAGACGGGGCCGCGCCGUCGCCCAGCAGCGAGACCCCGAAAAAAAAAAAGAAGCGCUUUUCCUUCAAGAAGUCCUUCAAGCUGAGCGGCUUCUCCUUCAAGAAGAGCAAGAAGGAGGCGGGUGAGGGCGCUGAGGCGGAGGGCGCGACCGCCGACGGCGCCAAGGACGAGGCCGCAGCUGCAGCCGGCGGCGAGGGGGCCGCGGCCCCCGGGGAGCAGGCGGGCGGGGCGGGCGCCGAGGGCGCGGCGGGCGGAGAGCCCCGAGAGGCCGAGGCGGCGGAGGCCGAGCAGCCGGAGCAGCCGGAGCAGCCGGCGGCGGAGGAGCCGCAGGCCGAGGAGCCGUCGGAGGCCGCGGGGGAGAAGGCCGAGGAGCCCGCGCCGGGCGCCACCGCGGGCGACGCGCCCUCCGCUGCGGGGCCGGAGCAGGAGGCGCCUGCCGCCACCGACGAGCCCGCGGCGUCCGCAGCCCCCGCCGCGUCGCCGGAGCCGCAGCCCGAGUGCAGUCCGGAGGCGCCCCCCGCGCCGGCGGCCGAGUAAGCUCCCGCGCCCUCACGGAAGUCAAGAACUUUUCCCCCCAGUUUGUUUGUUGGAGUGGUGCCAGGUACUGGUUUUGGAGAACUUGUCUACAACCAGGGAUUGAUUUUGAAGAUUUUUUUUUUUUUAAUUUUACAUUUUUUUAAGCAGCAAAUUUUGUUCUUUUUUUUUUUUUUUUUUUUUUUUUUUUUUUUAGCCCCUUUCCCCACAGAUCCCAUCUCAAAUUGUUACCACCAUUCCGACAGGCCGAGGACCGUUUAGACAGCUUCCUCUGCCGCCUUUCUUUCCUUUCCUUUUACUUUUUUUUUUUUUUUUUUUUUUUUUUUUUUUUUUUUGCAUCAGUAUUAAUGUUUUUUGCAUACUUUGCAUCUUUAUUAAAAAAAUGUAAACUUUCUUUGUCAAAUCUAUGGACAUACCCAUAUAUGAAGGAGAUGGGUGGGUCAAAAGGAAUAUCAAAUGAAGUGAUAGGGGCCACUAUGGGAAAUUGAAACAGUGCAUAACAUUGCCAAGAUAAUAUGCCACUAAAAUGAUGGUGGGUGUAAAGGCUGAGGGUUUUCUUUCUUUCCUUUUUUUUUUUUUUUUUUUUUUAAAGAAAAGUUAUUACGAUGUAUUUUGUGAGGCAGGUUUACAACACUACAGGUUUUGAAUAAGAAGGAAAGAGAAAAAAUAAAAAUAAAAACACCAAUACCCAGAUUUAAAAAAAAAAUCAUAGUCUUAGGAGUUCAUCUAAACCAUAGGAACUUCUUGCUUAUCUCCUGUUAGCUAUACCAGUCAGUGACUAAGUAGAACUACAAGUUGUAUAGGCUUUAUUGUUUAUUGCUGGUUUAUGACCUUAAUAAAGUGUAAUUAUGUAUUACCAGCAGGGUGUUUUUAACUGUGACUAUUGUAUAAAAACAGAUCUUGAUAUCCUUCAGAAGCACAUGAAGUUCGCAAGUCUCCACCCUGCCCAUUUUUUGUAAAACUGCAGUCAUCUUGGACCUUUUAAACACAAAAAAUUUUAAACUCAACCAAGCUGUGAUACGUGGAAUGGUUACUGUUUAUACUGUGGUAUGUUUUUGAUUACACCAGACAAUGCUUUCUUUUCCAGUUGUCUUUGAGAAUAAAGGAAAAACAAAUCUUCAGAUGCAGUGGGUUUGUGUAGCAUCUCGUCUCGUGUUUUGUAAAUACUGGAGGAGCUUUGACCAAUUUGACAUAGAGCUGGAAUGUACCGUUGCUUACAAACAUUGCUAUUCAACUCCUGCUUAAGGUGUUCUAGUUUUCUGUGAGCACACUAAAAGCAAAAAAUAAAUGUGAAUAAAAUGUACAAAUUUGUUGUGUUUUUUUAUGUUCUGAGGCUGACUUCUAGGUCUUAGGUUAAUUUUUAGGAAGGCCUUGCAUGCCAUCAAAAGUACAUCUGGCUGUGGUUUUGUUUUUUGUUUUUUUGUUUGGUUUUUUUUUUUUUGAUACAAAGUUUUCAAGCUCUGAAAUUCGUAAUCAGUGUCAAAUUACAUAAGUAGGAAGAUCUUAUACUGUGUCAAUUGUUACCAUUUAUCUGCUUUUAAUUUGCAUUUAAAACUGAAAAUUACUUUUACUGUAGUUAUAGCAUGCCAGAAUAAGUCACUUAUUGCAAACGUGGCUUGACCCUAAGACUACUUCCAAUGUCUUAUGAGACUUUCAUAAACUGUUUUCUUGUCAUUGCAGGUCCAGAAACUUACAUUUUAUAAUCAGUAAGAGUGUUGAGUUCAGACUGCACACAAGCCAUGAAAGGAUGGCCAAACAUGUUUAAAUGUUGCUGGUUUAUAUAGAAUAAGCCUUAGCAUCUGGCUCAUUUCCAAAUUGUUGCUGACGUGAUGUGCCAUACUUUAUGGACAGGUUUCUGUCAGGAAGUAACGGUGUUGAAUGGACAGACUGUCAGUUUUGGACCAUUAGCUGCAAGCUUUUUUUUUUUUUUUUUAAAUCAAAGUGUUAGCAUCUUGUUAAUCAGAUGAGAAGAUAAUUCAUUUUAUAUUAAUCCUUACUAGUUUACUUCCUGUUUAUUUUCCAUCUCAUAACUGGAUAUUUUUACUUCACUGGACCCUAAACUGAUUUUUUUUUUUUAACCAUUGUUUUAUUAAAUGCAAAAUAGUCCACCUGUUGUGCUCUUGAGCAGAUCGCAGGGUGGAGUUCAGGGUAAAGUUGAACCGUAUCUGUGGUGGCACCUCAAUAUUACGUCAUAUUAAAAAAGGAUAACAGCAUUAGCUCCUCGAUAAUGCUCCUCUAAUUGAAAUAAUGGAUCCAAAUGAAUGGUUCCUUUUCUUUCUAAACAUCUUCCCUGCUAAUGAAACCAAGUAACAUUUGAAAGAGUAAACUUGAUCCUGACUUUCUUGAGUUUUUGGAAGAUUAAAGUCAAACCUGGUAACCAAAGGACUGAUUUGUGGGUCUUCCCCGCUUUAACCAACUUGUUCAAAACCCCUAGUUGGCCAAAUACGGUGCCUGGUAUGUAGUAGGACUCAACUGGAAUGGGUUUUUUAAAAAAAAAUAACUCCUGAACUGAGUAGUUAAAAAUACUGUGUAGAAAAGUAUUCUAUAUUGCUAGGUUUGUUCUUUUAACCGCUGAGAUUUAUUAAGAUGCAUUAUUUUGAUUUUAAUCACUGCCUAAAACACUUUGGGUGGUAUUGAUGGAGUGGUGGGUUUUCCUCCAAGUGGCUAAAUGCAAUUUGACAUACUUUUCAUCCAAAGUUUUGUACAUCCUGUUGUUUUCUAAUGGAAAAAAAAUGUUAAUAUGGCUUUUUUGUACUACUAAAAAUAGCUUUGAGAUUAAGGAAAAUAAAAACUCUUGUACAGUUCAGAAUCGUGUUAUUAAGUCUGUAUUGGCAGUGUGUACAGUGGCAUUUGCUGUGAUUAUGAACACUUACUCUGGAUUAUAAUAAUCAUUUGGUCCAAUUCCUAUUGCUUGUAAAAAUAAAGUUUUACCAGUUGAUAUAA
Messenger RNA from Arvicanthis niloticus (Nile rat), 4270 nucleotides. It is a transcript of the gene Marcks, whose product is annotated as myristoylated alanine rich protein kinase C substrate. NCBI's taxonomy places the organism in Eukaryota, Metazoa, Chordata, Mammalia, Rodentia, Muridae. The record is from RefSeq and is a predicted model, not a curated record. Gene Ontology annotation, biological process: actin filament organization; central nervous system development. Gene Ontology annotation, cellular component: actin filament bundle; plasma membrane; cytoplasm. Gene Ontology annotation, molecular function: calmodulin binding; actin filament binding.